Molecule: messenger RNA, 1317 nt
Organism: Apis mellifera (honey bee)
Lineage: Eukaryota; Metazoa; Arthropoda; Insecta; Hymenoptera; Apidae
Exons: 3
Coding region: 66-725 (219 amino acids)
Source: RefSeq, a predicted model, not a curated record
AUAAACUUAACAAUGGAAUUAUAACAGUGUUGAUCAAAGAAAAAGCACAAGGAAAGAAACUGAAAAUGAUAUUUGAAAAAUUGUUAUUGAUCAUUUUCCUAAUCGGGAUUUAUUUUUCAAAAAUCCAAGGACGAGGAUUAAUGCUCGAUCCUAUUAGUAGGAGCAGUGCUUGGCGAAAAGGAUUCCCUGUUGAGCCGAAUUACAACGAUCAUGAACUCUUCUGCGGAGGAUUAAAUAUCCAAUAUGAACAGAAUGAGGGAAGAUGUGGCGAAUGCGGUGACGAUUACGCUAUUCGUCGUCCAAGACCAAACGAGAACGGUGGUCUUUAUGGAACCGGUGUAAUUGUCAAAAGAUACAAGGCAAAUCAAAUCAUAAAUGUAAAGCUGAAACUGACCGAGAAUCGUUUAGGAACAUUCACAUUCAACCUGUGUCCUCUGAAUGAGACAUUCCACCUCGAGACCGAGAAAUGUUUCAAUCAAUACCCGCUGAAAUUGAACAAUAUAUAUGAUUACAACUUCCAAGUGCCCAAUCUGAAAACAGAAUUCAACAUAGCAGUCCGUAUACCGAACAUAACGUGUAACCAAUGCGUGUUCAGAUGGACAUACAAAGUUGGGAAUAAUUUCGGCCGGUGCUACGAUAAUGGAAAUCCCACUAUUGGAUGCGGGCCUCAAGAAACUAUACGAAAUUGCGCUGACAUUGCGAUCGAACCUGAUGAAAAUUCGUAAAGAAAUUCGCUUAAUCGAAAAACAUAAUUAUUUGAUUAAAUUGAGUUGUAAUAAUUUCAAUCUCUUUGAGAGAUUCUCAAGAAUGAGAUUAAAAUUCCAGAUAGAUAUCUAUCCAUGGAAUUUUACAAUAAGAUCGAAAAUCGAUAUUGCGAUAACUUAAUUUAAAAUUAAGAUAUCGAGAUAAAAACACGAGAUUUCGAUAAGAAAUUAUCGAAAAUUAUUCAGAACAUAUACAGAAUAUUCGAUAUUAUUUAUAAUUAAUUUCAAUAAUAAUAAUUUACUUUUUUCUCUUUUUCGAUCUCGAUGGAUUAACGAGUAUUUACAUAUUGUUAUUUGAAUGAUACGUUCAAUCUGGAUUACAUAACAGAAAAAUGGACGUUAAUCAUCUUUCUGAAUAACAUUGUUAUUCCUCCACUUUUAUUUCCUUUCGUUUCACGCGCCACUAAUGCGGCUCGAGAGAAAGGCCUGGAAAAGGAAACUUGAACAGAGAAUCGCGACGGAUUAGUGCGUAUUUUCUAAACGUAUUUUCUUUGGUUCAUUGUUCUGCGCACGUGAUGCAGCUGGCAAUAAAUAAUUGGAGAGGAAGAUAAAA